Messenger RNA from Penicillium malachiteum, 669 nucleotides. RefSeq lists its product as uncharacterized. The record is from RefSeq and is a predicted model, not a curated record. The transcript is spliced from 2 exons. Gene Ontology annotation, cellular component: cytoplasm; nucleus. NCBI's taxonomy places the organism in Eukaryota, Fungi, Ascomycota, Eurotiomycetes, Eurotiales, Aspergillaceae. The coding region runs from base 1 to 669 and encodes 222 amino acids.
AUGCGGUUCCUCUGUUUCCAUGGCCGUGGGACCAACAACCAAAUCUUGGAGACCCAGCUGGCCGCUCUCCGACAUGAAUUAGGAGAUAGUCAUACCUAUGAUUUUGUUGAAGGAAUCCUUCCUGCUUCCCUCGCCCCCGAACUAGUGGGCAUCUUCCCUCUUGAGGGCGCAUACUAUGAUUACUUUUCCCAUGAGUCUGCAGAGAGUGUGAAUAAAGCCCUUGAUGACUUAAGUCAAUUUAUCGCACUUGAAGGUCCCUAUGAUGGAAUCAUUGCCUUCUCCAUUGGGGCUGCACUUUCAGCCACGUAUCUCAUUCGGGAACGGAUAACAAAUCCUGACAAACCCCUCUCAUUCAAAUGCGCAAUCUUUCUAUGUGGCGGGGCACCUUUAGACCCAAAUGCUUUGGCGCGGGGUGAAGUUUCUCUUCUCGAUCCAGUGCCCGGUAGACCCUUCCUUUCGGGAUUGCCGACGGCUCAUAUUUGGGGGCGAAAUGAUACAUUAUGGGGAUAUCGGAGUGAGAGGCUAUCUUCAGUCUGUGACCCGGAAGAGCAAACUAUCUUUCUGCACGACGAGGGGCAUGCGGUCCCAGGAGCACGGGCAAAGGACGCCUUAUUGAACAGUGUUCGGGCGAUCCGCAGAACAGUGGGAAGAGCGGUACUGGUGGGGUAA